Misgurnus anguillicaudatus (oriental weatherfish) is the source of this 2943-nucleotide messenger RNA. The record is from RefSeq and is a predicted model, not a curated record. NCBI's taxonomy places the organism in Eukaryota, Metazoa, Chordata, Actinopteri, Cypriniformes, Cobitidae.
UCCGAAUGUUCCCUGGCCUUCAUCCGCAGGGUUGCCACACUGGCCGUCCGGUUACUCUGGCACCCAUACGGCGGCAGGAAGGAGAGGCUCAUUGGGUCCGGCACACAGCAAGAGCACAGUGGGCUGCCUAAAGAGAGUUGGGCCAAUCAACAGAUGGAGCAGAACCACACGAAAAAUAGCAAGAGCCUUUCACUGCUGACACGGAGAAAGCAUCAAUUCUUCACUUGAUGAUGAAGACAAUGCAGUGCACCGUUAGUUCUCGACAUCAGUAACCCAUGGGAAGACCUGGAAAUCCUGAAUUCUGAUUGUGAUUGGCCAACAUUGAGGGCUGGUGAUGAAUUAGAAUUCCUGAAAAAGCUUGAAUUUUGGCAGAGCCGUCCGAGAACCGGGCACCUGGCCUAUAAAGAAACUUAAAGCUUUGAUGUUUUGUCUCUAUUUAAGUUUAAAAACCAACAAUGGAGUUUUAGAGAAGGGCCGCUCCCGCAGGCGUUUCUUCAGGGCGGCCAGCUGUGCGCUGGACGUGAGUGCAGUCCGAGGUGAAUCAGUGUUCUGGCAUGAGCUGAAACGUUCCUGCUCCUGUGUGGCAGGUGCUCUUUGAUGUGGCCAUCAUAGGGAAGAAGGAGAGAGUCAUAAAUAAGUGAACUUUCGGAGUUACCCCGUCAUUACACGGCCACAUGGACCGGGCUCGGCAACCUUUCCGGUCCAGAGGUCGUAAACCCACCACAGGCUACACAAACAAGGCCGUGAAGCACCAAAGGAGAAAUUUCACCGCACACACAGUACACCUAGGUCUUCAUUGCUCCCUGCUGUUCAGGCCUGUGGGAGCUGACCAACCGAACAGGCCUUUUCUCGCGCUCGGGACGGAGCUGCGGCCCGGAGGCCGCCGAAUGACAUGUGCUUUGACAGCUUGAGAUCUGCCUCCAGAUGUAUCUCAGAUAAGCUUUCCACCUGGUGACAGGACACAGGCGAGUGCUUUGGCUGAUUACUACGGGAAAAACGUCAGGACCCAUGGCUCCCUUCAGCUCAGUUGUAAGGGAAAAGAUCAUCACUUUGGUCAUGAAGGGUCUGGCUUUGUGGGCUGUGGUGGAAUGCGCCUGCAGGGUUUCUGGCAUCUCGACUUCUGCAGUGCUUUGUGCAGUGGGCAUAGAGACACUGAAACAAGGGGAGUUUCACAGCUUAGCCAUCUAUCUCCUGUUUUCUUCAGUGGCGAUAAUGUUUUUUGAAGUUGCAUAUUUUAUUGAUGCUCUGGUGGCAAUGUGCUUCACUUGUCCACCUACAUGGAAGUUCUUCAUUAUUUGGAAGAAGAUAGCCAAAGUUGGGGGCUUCCAAAAAUUUCUAUACUACACAAUGAUGUCUUUAAUGUGUUUCCUGCAUCCAGUGCUUGCAUGGCAUGCUGUAAUACCAGGAGUUAUGCUGCUAGUGACUGGAUUCCUUAACUUCAUAUUGAGCAAAAAGAAAAAAUCAGAACCUCCUAAAGAUUCCAGUGUAUAUAAUGACCCAAGUCAAUCUUCUGUCUGUAUCACAGACACGGGACACACUGAACAGACAUUUUCUUUCUUCCACACAACAUCGGGCAAAAGAGGAUCUGAUUUUCUUAGCAAUAGCCGACUACAUGGCAUCACAGACAACAGUCACUCAAUGAUUGGAGAGCAUGAAUCAGUCAAGAACGCCAACUGCAAGAAAACAAACACAUGCAUUAGAAAUGUGCACUUCAUAGAGAGUGUCAACGAGGAGGAUUCGGAGAUUGUGGAAUUCAGUGAGGUGGAAACAGAACACACUACAUCAGAUAAAGUACCAAUAAUUAGUUCAAUGUGAGGUCCUAAAAUGUGAUUAUUUUAAAUCAUUCUAGGAUGUCCAUUUGAAAGUAGAGACCUGCAGUGCAUAUCUUUUUCUUUCAUUUGUUAAAAUGAUUACUGUUGUUUAUUAAUAAUAAUAAUAAUAAUGUUAUUUUUAUUGUAAAAUUACAAAUAUUUGCAGUAUGUUAUUCAAUUUCAGUAUCUCAUUCAGUUAUAUAUAUUAAGGAAUUGCUUGUUUUGUGCUUUGUUAAAUGUUUCCUGUGGAUUAUCCAUUAUUUGCUUUAAUAUGUUUAAUAUAUGCAAAUGUAAAAUAAUACACAAUGUAUCAUCAAAAAUAAUUUCCAGUGACAGAAAAUUAAUGGCAGAUUGAAAGUUAAACCACAGUAGCCGACAUAUUUUCUACUGCAAACAGUCACACAUCUGUCUUCUAGGCUCAAAAAGGUUUUAUUAGAUUGCAUCUCUGCUAGGUCACCAUAGUAAGGUAUUCCCUAGGCAGGGCAGGCAUUAAGGAGAGACUCCGAGCCCAGAGGGUCUCCAGAGGGAAGCCUUUAAAAGAAAUAGUUUUUGGACUUAUGGAAAAUUAAACAUGAGACUGAUAAAAAAUGCAUGCUUGCAAUUUUGCAAUCAUUUUUUUACCAAGAAUGAUCACUUUAAAACAACAUUGAAGUUUUAUCUGAUAAGAGUUGCUUCUGUGGUUAUAGUAACUAUAGCAGUGUGUAACCUGGAUCAGUCUGGAUCUUCAGCAUAAAUCAGUGCAGUUAAGAGUCUCCUUUUCAACAUACUGACCCAGACAAGAAGGCUUUUAGUCUAAAGACUGCUGCAAUCCCCCAGGCCUUAUUUCUGCAUGAAUGACUCCAGCAUCCUGAAUAUUACACUGAAAAAAAUAAAGGCUGGGUUUACUUAAAAAUAUAGUGCCUCAUUUUUGCAUUCAUUUUUAAAGUAAGUUUCACGUGGAAUUUUAAGCAACUUAUGCAACUGCUUAAAAUUUCAAGUAAAAAGAAAGUGGAUGCAAAAAUGAUGCACUAUAUUUUUAAGUAAAUCCAGUAUUAUUUUUUACAGAGUAGAGGAGUAUAUGAUGUGCUGCAUUUAUACAUGUUUAUUAGAUAUUGUAUUACACAUAAAAUAAAUUCUUUACACCAAAACCUUG